Prunus armeniaca (apricot) is the source of this 975-nucleotide messenger RNA. Lineage: Eukaryota; Viridiplantae; Streptophyta; Magnoliopsida; Rosales; Rosaceae. The record is from the annotation of a GenBank genome assembly.
AUGGAUACCAGUACAGCCGUUGAAGCCUCCUCUCCAACCUUUUCAUCCUCUUCAUCCUGCUCCUUAGACGAUGAGAUGUACGAUGUAUUCUUGAGCUUUAGAGGUGAAGACACACGCAAGAGCUUCACGGAUCACCUCUACUGGAGGUUAAAACUUGCCAGAGUCGACGUGUUUAUUGACGAGAAUGAAAUAAGAGGAGGAGAAAUUAUACCAGACGAACUCAAGCAAAUAAUCGAGCGGUCCAGGAUCUCUGUCAUCAUCUUCUCAAGGUGGUAUGGGUAUUCCAUAUGGUGUCUUGAGGAGCUGGAGAAGAUCAUGGAGUGUAGAAGAACACUGGGGCAAAUGGUUUUGCCAAUUUUCUACGAUGUUGAUGCUGAAGAUGUCAGGAAACAAACUGGUAGUUUUGCAGAAGCAUUUCAGACACAUGAAGUGCGCUUCCAUGGAAUUAAAGAUAAGGAAGAAAAGAUACAGUCGUGGAGAAAGUCUCUAACUGAAGCUGCGGGUCUGGACGGCCUGGUUUUUAGCAAGAUUAAUGGGUAUGAAGGAGUGUUUAUCAGGAAAAUUAUUGACGAGAUCAAUAGAAAAUUGAAGAGCACAUGCUUAGGCAUAGCCACCAAACAAGUUGGAAUAGAAUCUCGCUUGCAAGAUAUUAGUACUCAUUUAUAUGUUGGAGGAUCAAAUGAUGUUCGCAUAAUUGGAAUUUGGGGUAUGGGCGGAAUGGGUAAAACAACAGUUGCAGAAGCUAUUUUCAACAAAUAUCAUCCUAGUUUUGAUGCUAAAAGUUUCAUUCAAAACAUGAGGGAAAGGAAACUGGUUGAUCUUCAAGAACAACUUCUCUUUGAUAUCUUCAAACUGACCAAGGUAGAGGGAAGUAGUAUGGAUGACAGGAUGUAUGAGAUAAAGAAAAGACUUCCAACAAGAAAGGAAGUAGAAUGUCAUAACAACAAGAAACAAACAUUUGCUAGAGAUAAUUGA